AUGUCAGACCACGUCGACAUUUUACUUUACGGGCUGGGCGCAAUCGGCUCCUUCUACGCCUUCAUCUUGAGCAUCCCACCACAGGUCCAGCUUUCAGUGGUAUGCCGCUCUAACUAUGAGGCAGUCAAGGCGCGCGGCCUCCAAAUCACGUCCGAAAACCAUGGGCAGCACACUAUUACACCCGUCCAAGUCUUGCGUGACCCAUCGGAGGCGGGCAAGACGUUUGACUACAUUGUGUGCGCUCACAAAGCCAUAGAUCAGGACGCCGUCCCCAAACGCCUGGCUCCCGCCGUGGGACCCAACACGACGCUAGUCAUCAUCCAGAAUGGUGUUGGGAACGAGGACCCCUUCCGUGCCAGUUUUCCCAACAACACAAUUCUCAGCUGCGUGACCUGGGUAGGCGCCACGCAGGCCUCACCGGGAGUCAUCAAGCACACCAAAUCAGAAGAUAUGCAGAUAGGCCUGUUUCCAAACACAUCUCUCGACUCGAGCCGCGAGCAGCAGCGACUGCAAGCAUUCGCCAGGCUGCUGACCGAAGGCAAGACGGUGUUCCAGGUGGUGCCCAACGUUCAGAUUCAACGCUGGGAGAAGGUUGUGUGGAACGCAGCAUGGAAUAGUCUGACAAGCAUGACCCUGCUUAGCACACACGACUGGCUGAACUCGUCUGAGGACGCCACGCCCAUGACACGACAGCUGAUGCGGGAGGUGAUCGAUGUGGCGAGAGCUUGCCAUGUCCCGCUUGAGUAUGAUUUGAUCGAUCGGCUAAACGCGAAGAUACUGGCUAUGCCGCCGAUUGGGAGCAGUAUGCGGACGGAUGUCGAAAACGGUCGGCCUUUGGAAGUGGACGUCAUCUUGGGUACGCCUGUGCGGAGAGCCAAGGAGAAAGGGAUACAAGUCCCCGUCUUGCAGACUUUGUAUACUGUCAUGAGGGGUAUUGACAUGCGCAUGAGGAACCAAUAG
Cyphellophora europaea CBS 101466 is the source of this 960-nucleotide messenger RNA. RefSeq lists its product as uncharacterized. Gene Ontology annotation, biological process: pantothenate biosynthetic process. The record is from RefSeq and is a predicted model, not a curated record. The coding region runs from base 1 to 960 and encodes 319 amino acids. The transcript has a single exon. Gene Ontology annotation, molecular function: 2-dehydropantoate 2-reductase activity. Gene Ontology annotation, cellular component: cytoplasm. NCBI's taxonomy places the organism in Eukaryota, Fungi, Ascomycota, Eurotiomycetes, Chaetothyriales, Cyphellophoraceae.